Messenger RNA from Cuscuta epithymum, 1874 nucleotides. Lineage: Eukaryota; Viridiplantae; Streptophyta; Magnoliopsida; Solanales; Convolvulaceae. The record is from the annotation of a GenBank genome assembly.
AUUACACAGAAGCAAAGAUAUUCAUUCCUAAACAUGGUAGGCAUGUGGUCCUUAUUUCGUGAGAUUGACCAGAGCAAGACUACAUGGGCAACAAAGGCUAGGGCAAUAAGGGUGUAUCGUGAGCCAGCCCAUGAUUGCUUUCCAGAAUCGCUGGAGGUUGUUUUUCAUGACGAAGAGGGAUCCAGGAUGCAUGCGCACAUUCCUGACCAGUUCAUCAACAAAUUCAUUGGCAUAUUCAAAGAGGGGCGGGUUUUUGCAGUGAAAAAUUUUAUGGUUGAGGAGAACUACAUGUUCUUUAAGACCUCAACAAGUGCCUAUAGACUCUGUUUUUUUAACAAAAGUGCUGCCUUUGAGAUCAGGGGAGUCCCAUUCCCCAUAAGAACUUUCUCAUUGGUGUCUUUUGCUUCAUUGCAAGCUCAAGACAACUUAGAUGAAAAAUAUGGAAUUGACGUGAUAGGCCAGGUAGUUCACGAUAAAGACCCGAAAACAAUUAUAAAGAAUGACAGGCCCCGAAAGCUGAUGGAGAUGGUUUUAGGAGACCCUGAGGGAAAUGUUAUGGCAUGUACUCUUUGGGGACCGAUGGUUGAGAUGCUUUUGACUUACAAGCUCACUACAUCAGAGCCGAUUGUAAUGCUACUCCAGUGUUGCAAAGCUAGGAAAUACCAAGGCCAUGUUCAUGUUUCCAACAUGUUCAACACCACCAAGGUUAUUUUAAAUGGGAGUGAGGAAGAAUUUGUGGAAUUUAAGUCAAGGAUGGCUGAAAGAUCAAGUAAGGGACUUCGAUUUUCAAUAACAACAGACAACUCAGACAAUAGUGACAUAGCAACUGGCCAGCAAGAUUUGAUUACUAUUGAGGCUCUUACAAAACUUCAGGAGGAUGGGAAGUAUUGGGUUUACGGAGAAAUUGUGGCUAUUGACAGCCACAAAGAUUGGUCCUACAUUUCUUGCAUAGGUUGUAACAGGAAGGUUUCACCUAAUGGGGAUAGCUUUUGCUGUGUCUCUUGCAAUUCAAAUGAUGCCGUUCUUAGGUAUAAAGUCAAUGUCCGUGUUGUUGAUGGCACAACACAUGCCUCCUUCCUGCUUUGGGAUAGGGAGGUCUCAUGUUUGCUCGGGAAGUCUGCUGCAUCCCUUAAGGAACAAGUAUCUAGGAGGAACUAUGGACCACAUUACUUCCCAUCUGAGAUCAACUCCCUCAUUGAUAUAAAGGCUUUGUUUAAAGUGCAAUUUAAAAGAGAAAGCAGGAGCUUUAAAGGAAAUCAGACUUUCAGUGUCAUAAGGAUGAACACAGAUGCCAGAGUGUUGGCACUAUACUCAUCUAAGAUAAAUGCUGUAGAGGAGGAAGAUGAGGAAGAUGAGUUCACAAGAUUGGCUAAAGAGUUUUCAGGGCCUGAGAGCAUGGCUUUAUCAUCGCAGCAAUCUGUUUCUAGCCCACUGCUGACCAAGGAGAAAAGGCAUGCUUUGGAUGUUGACACUGAGAAACUCAGGCGUGACCUCUUUGGAGAGUUUGAAGCUUCAACUUCUACCAAAAAGCCUAGGGGGGUGAAAAGGGAAUGAAGACUAUGCAUUAACUAUGUUAAUGCAUAUCAGUGUUCAUCUAUGUUUUUAUGUUAUGUAUGUUUAAUAAGCCCAACUUUGGGUACCUAUUUCAUGUCUAAUGCAGACAUUGUUUGAGGUAGGUGUGGCUGUGUCCAUCUAUGUUUUCAUCUUAUGUGUGUAUCAAUAACGCCAACUCUGGAUACCUAUUUCAUUACCGUUUAGGAACUUAGGGUUUGGUUUUGCCAAUAGUUUGGCUGUUUGAAAUGUAUUUUGGGCUGGGGACUCGGCCAUAAAGGGAGUUCCCAUCACGUGUACUAAUGAAGCAUUUCUAUAAAAAA